AUGACACUAGAGCCUUCUACACAAGCUCCCGUCUCGGAUUUCGGCAGCAUUCGUGCAUCGAGUCAAAUUGGAGGAGCUUUCCUUUCACAAUCUGUUGCAGCUUGGUGCUACUCUAACCCAGGCGCCGGGAUGUCCAUGCCGAGACCUUGCCAUGUCGAACAGCCGCGCCUUCUGCCUCGACUCUCGUAUCGGGAGCUUGCCUUGCUAUCGAUCCUCGAUCCAUCUCCUUGGAGCAAAGUGACAGCACCGAGGCUUAAAAGCUCCAGGCCAAAGUCCCUGGAUGCACUUCAGGCGGCGCCCGCGACACUUGCAUCAUUCAGCUUGGUUGCCAGGUCGCCCCAACAUCAAGACCUUCCUGACCGAGAUCAUCGAGCCUCGGCCUGCUAUCCCUCACCACCACAUCAAACCCAACGCCCCAACACUGCAAGCAUCACAAUAGGCGCCACAUCUCCGCCGAUCAUUAGACCUGCAAUUGAUGGCCUCCUAUCACAGUCUCAUUUGGCUAUCCCUCCCGCUAUGAGUCUCCAGACAAGACAUCCUCACCACCAGUCCUUGUCAAUCAAACUAAAAUCGCCCAACCCGGUUGCGGGUCAGGCGGCAACGGUAUCCAACUACCACUCAAAUGAGCUUUGA
This is a messenger RNA of Ustilago hordei, 633 nucleotides long. RefSeq lists its product as uncharacterized. The transcript has a single exon. Bases 1 to 633 code for a protein of 210 amino acids. The record is from RefSeq and is a predicted model, not a curated record. NCBI's taxonomy places the organism in Eukaryota, Fungi, Basidiomycota, Ustilaginomycetes, Ustilaginales, Ustilaginaceae.